This is a messenger RNA of Solanum stenotomum, 722 nucleotides long. RefSeq lists its product as uncharacterized. The transcript has 5 exons. NCBI's taxonomy places the organism in Eukaryota, Viridiplantae, Streptophyta, Magnoliopsida, Solanales, Solanaceae. Gene Ontology annotation, cellular component: nucleus; mitochondrion. Gene Ontology annotation, biological process: mitochondrion organization. The coding region runs from base 75 to 485 and encodes 136 amino acids. The record is from RefSeq and is a predicted model, not a curated record.
AUCUCUUUGCAUAUCUAGGGUUUUUUGUGAUCUCAAUUCUCUCUCUACGAUUUCGCCUCCUCUAUCAGCAAAUCAUGCCUCGCCGAAGCUCUGGAAGAUCUGCUCCUCGUCCUGCCCCUCGAGCUGCCCCUCGUCCUGCUCCAGCCCCAGCACAUCAUGCUCCUCCACCAGCUCCCAUGCAAAGCAGUGGUGGGGGAUCCAUGCUUGGUGGUAUUGGUUCUACCAUAGCUCAAGGUAUGGCCUUUGGUACUGGAAGUGCUGUGGCACAUAGGGCUGUAGAUGCUGUCAUGGGUCCACGCACUAUUCAACAUGAAACUGUUGUUGCUGAGGCAGCAGCAGCAGCUCCGGCUGGUUCGGAUGCUUGUGGUGUGCACACUAAAGCAUUCCAAGAUUGCAUUAAUAGCUCUGGAAGUGACAUUGGCAAGUGCCAGUUCUACAUGGACAUGUUGUCUGAGUGCAGGAGGAACUCAAUGAUGAAUGCUUAAGCUUAUUGGUUGGGAGUUAAUAACUUUGAACUCAUUCUUUAAUCUGAUUGUUAAAAAAAGAUUGAAUUAUGAUCAAGAACUAGCUGGGACUGAUUUGGCAAGUGAAUUUGGUUCUUGAUAUACCUUGCCUCCAAUAAUUAUUGGGCUGAAGCCUGAAGUAUUGGACUUUUAUGGACCUGUCCAUGAUAACUGUAUUUCAGUUUGCUUUUAUGCUACGAUUUGCUACAUUUGGCUUCA